Messenger RNA from Caretta caretta (loggerhead turtle), 2137 nucleotides. RefSeq names its product chromobox 1 (gene CBX1). Gene Ontology annotation, cellular component: nucleus. The record is from RefSeq and is a predicted model, not a curated record. Lineage: Eukaryota; Metazoa; Chordata; Testudines; Cheloniidae.
GGCGGGGGGUCGCCGCGCAGGCGCGAUGCGCUCGGCGGGUACAGGGGGUUGCUGGGCUCUUUUGUUUGGCGGAGGGCGGAUCGCGAGCGGCCAGGCCUGUGGCGCGGCGCCGACGGUUACGGUUCCUCGCCGACCUCCACCGCCUCAGCUCGGCCCGGCCGCCGCAGCGCGCAGCCUCCGCCCCCACGGCUCCCUUUCCCCCCGGGCAUCGUUGGCGAGGCUGUGAAAACAGCGUCGCCCUUAAGCUGAAAAACUGGCCAGCACAAUGGGAAAAAAGCAGAACAAGAAGAAAGUGGAGGAGGUCUUAGAGGAAGAAGAGGAGGAAUAUGUGGUGGAGAAAGUCCUAGACCGGCGAGUGGUGAAAGGCAAAGUGGAGUAUCUGCUGAAGUGGAAAGGCUUCUCAGACGAGGAUAACACGUGGGAGCCGGAGGAGAAUCUCGACUGCCCCGACCUCAUUGCAGAGUUUCUCCAGUCCCAGAAAACCGCACAUGAGAGUGAGAAAUCGGAGGGGAGCAAACGCAAAGCUGAAUCUGACACAGAGGACAGAGGGGAGGAGAGCAAACCAAAGAAGAAAAAGGAAGAGUCAGAGAAACCACGAGGCUUUGCCCGGGGGUUUGAACCUGAGCGGAUUAUCGGCGCCACAGAUUCCAGCGGGGAGCUCAUGUUCCUGAUGAAAUGGAAGAACUCUGAUGAGGCUGACCUGGUCCCCGCAAAGGAAGCUAACAUCAAGUGCCCCCAGGUGGUCAUCUCGUUCUAUGAGGAGAGAUUGACAUGGCACUCUUACCCCUCGGAAGACGACGACAAGAAAGAGGACAAGAACUAACCCACACCUGCUCUGGCCAACCUUUGUAUCAAGAUCAGACUGUGGGUUGGAGCGACAGUGAGAGAAUGCAGCUCUACUUAGCGGAGAGGUGGCUUGAGAAGAUGCCCUUUGAAGAGGCAGUAUGGUGUCUGUGCCCUGCAGCUGCCCGAGUGUUCUGUGCAGCCCCAUGCCAGUGUCCAGCUUCAAACCAGCCUGACAUGAGGGGGAGGGGAGACGUGUUUCAAGGCUGUCUGUUCUGCAGCUUUCUGGAGAGGAAGUGAAAGCCCCUUCCGCUGGUGCUGGGUAGGCUGGGGAAAGGGAGAGCAGAUGAAUACUGCUUGUUCUUCAAAGACCAUCUCAGCAACCCACAGCCUUCUUCCCAAUAGUGUUAACUCUGCAUUUUUACAACGUAGCAUGUGUGUAGGUUUUUUUCUUUUUGCUAUUACUGGUGUAUCAGUUUGAGGUGGGGUGGGUCUUUUUAAUGGGGUGGGGGGGAAACGGUUGACAGUGUUCCAGAUCCAUGACCAGAAUCCUCUUUUAUAAACAUCUUUAUUAACUUAAAACCCCAAGUAUUGGUAAUAGGACUAGGGGGAGGGACAAUGGUAUGAGACUGAAGCUGUGAAUGUCCAAAUCCUCAAUCCCUAGAGCAAUGUUACUGGGAGCGAAGGGGGGGGAGGCACCGGCAAAGAUGCAAGCCUGUAAUUAGUAGUGUCUCCAAACAGAACUGACUUGUGCAUUGUAAGUGAGAGGGUGGGGAAUGGGGAGGGAAUUGAUAACCCCUUAAAAGCCUUCUACCCCCUUUGCGUUAAGGUGCUAUUUUGUGAAAUUAGGGAAAUAGAAAGUUCUGAUUUCUAUUUGAUUUUGUUUCAACCCCAAUUGGAUUCUGUCCAGCUGGCAGCAUUGGGAACCCCUUUAUUCUCUGUAUGUAUGUAUGUAUGUAUGUGAUAACAUGUUCCUCCCUGUUUUUAAUCCUAUUAGUGUAAUGUGAGAGGGAGGUGAAAUCAUUUCAAAAUCCUCCCCUAACAAGUGAUUUGUUUUUCAAGCCCAAACUUCAGCACUGGAGCCAGCUCUGUUGCUCUGCUGACAUUUUUUUAAUCAAACGGAUUUAUUAAAAAUACUGAAAUAUUUAAUGUCUGGAGUCAUGAGCUCCUACAGGCUCCUGGCACCUCCUUGUAGGGUGAUAUGUAUCUAGAACUGCAUUGUACAAACCUUUUUUUAAAAGCAUGUGUUUAGGUUUCUGUGAAAACAUUGUUUAAAUGUAAAGUAAGUGUUUGGAUUUUAACUUCAUACCAAGCUCUGUCCGUUUUUGGUCUCAAUAAAAUUUUAGAUUUAUAA